This is a messenger RNA of Meyerozyma guilliermondii ATCC 6260, 540 nucleotides long. RefSeq lists its product as uncharacterized. Bases 1 to 540 code for a protein of 179 amino acids. The transcript has a single exon. The record is from RefSeq and is a predicted model, not a curated record. Lineage: Eukaryota; Fungi; Ascomycota; Pichiomycetes; Serinales; Debaryomycetaceae.
AUGGUUGACAUGAAAUUGUUGUUUUUUAUCUUGGCGGUGUUACUCUUGUUGAUUUGCUUUCUCCUCCACUUCAUGAAAUCUUCCUGCUUCAACGUCUCAUUCAUCUUUUCCUUAUUCAAGCAGUCCCAUAACCAAUCAGGGUAUUCGCUAUCUUCAAGAGCUACUGGUUCAUCACCACUUUUUUUCACUUUUAAAUUCAAAACCGUUCCAGCUUUACACGAGGAUUGCAUAGCCAAGGCAGACGAGUGCAAUCUCGCUACAUGGGUCCGGACAGCUAACCUCAACAUGCUGAAUAGUCCAAAAAUUGAAUGUGAGAAAUUUCAAUGUCGCAUACUGCAUGCUACUUCAUGUCGGGAUUUGAAAAAAUUUGAAUCUCAGCGUAAACCCUAUAUAAAAUAUGCCACCAAAAAAGAAGGGAGUUAUCGAAAAGCCCAUUUUGUUGGGAAGACCAGGAAACAACUUGAAGUCUGGAAUUGUUGGAUUGGCAAAUGUGGGAAAGUCUACAUUCUUCCAGGCCAUCACCAGAUGUCCAUUGGGUAA